This is a messenger RNA of Ochotona curzoniae (black-lipped pika), 2050 nucleotides long. It is a transcript of the gene RETSAT, whose product is annotated as retinol saturase. The coding region runs from base 62 to 1885 and encodes 607 amino acids. Lineage: Eukaryota; Metazoa; Chordata; Mammalia; Lagomorpha; Ochotonidae. The record is from RefSeq and is a predicted model, not a curated record. The transcript is spliced from 11 exons.
CCCCUUGAACCCGGCGGAGUCGCAGCCAGCUGAUUCCCCCGGACCCGGCACGGCAGGCGGGAUGUGGCUCGUGCUGCUGCUGCCGGCAGCGCUGCUGCUGCUGGUUCUUCGCAAAGUUUACCUGGGGCUGUUCGCCAGCAGCUCCCCGAACCCCUUCUCGGAGGACGUCAAGCGGCCUCCCGCGCCCCUGGUGACCGACAAAGAGGCCAGGAAAAAGGUUCUCAGACAAGUUUUCUCAGCUAGCCUAGUCCCCGAGCAGCUGGAUGCGGUGGUGAUUGGCAGUGGCAUUGGGGGUCUGGCAGCGGCUGCAAUUCUGGCUAAAGCCGGCAAGCGAGUUCUGGUGCUGGAGCAACAUGCCAAGGCCGGGGGCUGUUGUCACACCUUUGGGAAGAACGGCCUUGAAUUUGAUACAGGAAUCCAUUACGUCGGGCGCAUGCAAGAGGGCAGCAGUGACCGAUUUAUCUUGGACCAGAUCACGGAGGGACAGCUUGACUGGGCUGCCCUGUCCUCUCCUUUUGACAUCAUGGUGCUGGAAGGGCCCGACAACCGGAAGCAGUUCCCCAUGUAUAGUGGGGAAGAGCCAUACAUUCAGGGCCUGAAGGAGAAGUUUCCAGGGGAGGAAGCUGCCAUUGACAAGUAUAUGAAGUUGGUUAAGGUGGUUUCCAGUGCAGCCGUCCAUGCCGUUCUGCUCAAGUUCCUGCCUUUGCCCUUGGCGCAGCUGCUCAGCAAGUGUGGGCCACUCACGCGUCUGUCUCCAUUCCUGCGGGCGUCCACGCAGAGCCUGGCUGAGGUCCUGCGGCAGCUGGGGGCCUCCCCUCAGCUGCAGGCCGUGCUCAGCUACAUCUUCCCCACUUACGGUGUUACCCCCAGCCACGCCGCCUUCGCCAUGCAUGCUGUUCUGGUCAAUCACUACAUCAAAGGAAGCUUUUAUCCACGAGGUGGUUCCAGUGAAAUCGCCUUCCACAUCAUUCCGGUGAUUCAGCGGGCAGGGGGUGCCGUGCUGACGAAGGCCUCUGUGCACCGGGUGCUGCUGGACUCUGCCGGGAGGGCGUGCGGCGUCAGUGUGAGGAAGGGGUCGGAGCUGGUCAACAUCUAUUGCCCCAUCGUGAUCUCCAGCGCAGGACUGUUCAAUACGUAUGAACGCUUACUUCCUGAGACCGCCCGCUGCUUGCCAGGAGUGAAGCAGCAGCUGGGGUUGGUGCGGCCCGGCCUGGCCAUGUUCUCCAUCUUCAUCUGCCUCCGUGGCACCAAGGAGGAACUGGGGCUGCAGUCCACCAACUACUACGUUUACUUCGACACUGACAUGGACAAGGCGAUGGAGCGCUACAUCUCCAUGCCCAGGGACAAGGCAGCAGAACACAUCCCCUUCCUCUUCAUCGCUUUCCCGUCAGCCAAGGACCCGACUUGGGAGGAUCGGUUCCCAGGCCGGUCCACGAUGAUCAUGCUGGUGCCCACUGCCUUUGAGUGGUUUGAGGAGUGGCAGGAGGAGCCCAAGGGAAAGCGGGGCGGUGACUACGAGACGUUCAAGGGCACCUUUGUGGAAGCCUGCAUGGCGGUGGUCAUGAGACUGUUCCCACACCUGGAGGGAAAGGUGGACAGCGUGACUGGAGGAUCCCCGCUGACCAGUCAGUUCUACCUGGCUGCUCCCCGGGGUGCUUGCUACGGGGCUGACCAUGACCUGGGCCGCCUGCAUCCUCACGUGAUGGCCUCCUUGAGGGCCCAGACCCCCAUCCCUAACCUCUACCUGACAGGCCAGGAUAUCUUCACCUGUGGGCUGAUGGGGGCCCUCCAUGGGGCCCUGCUGUGCAGUAGCACUAUCCUGAAGCGGAACUUGUAUGCAGACCUCAAGGCCCUUGGCUCCAGGAUCCAGGCGAAGAAGACCUAGUGUGCUCAGCGAUGAGUCUGAAGGAUGUGGCCGCUGGCUGAGGCGGGCACUCUGGCCCACGAUGUCUCCGCAUUAGCUCCCUGCACACGUAAAGCAUUUUCCUUUUUGAUUCUGAAGAAGGCCACCAUAACUCCCAGCUUUUUUUUUUCUUUUUAACAUUUACUC